UCUGGAAUCCGAGAGCUGCAUUUGAAUAGAAAGCGAUCACCUGCCUCACACAAGCGCACGCACACACAAACACGCGCGCGCAUCGUGCGGCUUCACGAGGAAAGAGAAAACAGCCGCUGGACUCGGAUCUGCAGUUUUACCAGGCGAACCGAGGGGACACGAACCGGGACCUGCAGGACGAUCCGCCGAGCCCUGGUUCUGACCGGGCAUCAACGCGGUCCGCAGGUGGACCGGGUCUGGUACCGUGACGGUUCUGCGGUCGGCGAGUAAAUAGAACGUGACCGGAAUUCUGAAUGAUCUGACAGCUGGACGGGACCAGUGCGACCAAGAUGAUGAUGAUGAGUCCGUCAGACAAGAUGAAGAAGAAGCCACCCAAGGACAGUCUCACUCUGCUGCCAUGUUUCUACUUUGUGGAGCUGCCCAUUGUGGCCUCCUCCAUGGUGUCGCUCUACUUCCUGGAGCUGACUGACGUGGUGCAGCCGGCGCAGGUCGGCUUCCGCUGCCACGACCGCGACCUCAGCAUGCCGUACGUGGACGGAGGAGACGAGUUGAUCCCGCUGCUGAUGCUGCUGAGCCUCGCCUUCGCAGGACCAGCUGCUUCGAUCAUGCUCGUGGAAGGCCUGAUCUACUGCCUGCAGUCCAGACUGAAGCUGCGUCGACCUGAAGGAAGCAUCAACGCUGGUGGCUGCAACUUCAACUCCUUCCUCAGGAGGACAGUUCGCUUUGUUGGUGUGCACGUGUUCGGCCUGUGUGCUACGGCACUGGUGACUGACAUCAUCCAGCUGUCUACCGGCUACCACGCGCCAUUCUUCCUCACCGUCUGUAAACCCAACUACACCCAGCUAGGCAUUUCCUGCGACAAGAACCCGUACAUCACAAAAGACAUCUGCGCUGGACAUGACCAACACGCCAUUAUGGCCGCCAGAAAAACAUUUCCUUCUCAACACGCAACUCUCUCUGCCUUUGCUGCGGUGUAUGUUUCUAUGUAUUUCAACUCCACCAUUUCGGACAGCACCAAGCUGCUCAAGCCAGUGCUGGUGUUUGCGUUUGCCAUUGCGGCGGUCCUGACGGGUCUGACUCAGAUAACGCAGCACCGCAGCCACCCCAUGGAUGUGUACGUGGGCUUUCUCAUCGGAGCAUUCAUCGCCGCCUACCUGGCUUUCCAUGCUGUUGCCAACUUCAAAUCCUCUGACGAUGUUGCACCCCCACCCGCGCCCUCUCCCCCAAAAGAGGAUCCGCUCCGAGCACUGACGGAGCGCGGCCACGAUUCGGUUUACAACAAGGGUCCUGCCUCCGCCUCUGAAAGCAACGAUGAGAUAUCAUCAGCCCCGGCACCGAUGGACAGACUGGAGGGUUUGGGGCCUCUGCAGAGGGAAAAGGCCUCCAUGGGUAGCCUGAAGAGAGCCAGCGUGGAUGUAGAGCUUCUGGCUCCCCGCAGCCCGAUGGGGAAGGAAACUAUGCUGACCUUUAGUAACACACUACCUCGGGCCUCGAUGAAUGUCAACGGAGGGCUCGGUGAAGGUUCCGGCUCAAGUGAUCAAGUCCAGCCUGUACAGCCCGUCCAGCCGGUACAGCCUGUACAGAGGCGUUUAAAAGCCGUUCAAGUCCCGAUGGACCCAAUGAGGUCUCAGCAGUUGAUGUCAGAAUGGAAACAGAAGUCAUUGGAGAUGAGAGGACAAAGCCCCCGAGAGGAUACUGAGCGAGAGGCCAGUGAGGACGGCUCAGAGAGGAGCUCGGUCACCACUGAUGACGGAGGAUCACAGGCCCCCAUAUAUCAGCCGUCUGUCCAUUCAAAUAGAGGGACCUCCAGUCGAAACCCAACUCCUCCACCUGGACCAAAACCGGUGGCUGUGGCCACUCCAAGACCCCCUCAAAUCCCUGAGGCAGGACCCCCUCCAGUCUCACCAAAGAGUGCAGUAACCCGUGCAAAGUGGCUAGCCAUCCGGGAAAAGACGGCGGGGGAUUCCUCUUCCCGUGGGGCCACCACUCAACCACGACUCAUGCAGGUUAUUGCCAUGUCCAAGCAACAAGGCCUCCUGCCAUCUCAAUCUUCGGGCGAGAAGUCCUCAGAGUCCACCUCCACUGGGUCUGGAACCUCCUCCAGUGCUGACUCCCCUCAUUACCGCCAAACAUCAGAGCAGCAGCGGGAAGGAUCAAUUGUUACUGUGGAUGCCCACGCUCCCCACCAUCCCGUCGUCCAAGUACCGGCCCCGCCUCAAGCCCCACCCCUUGCUGGGAACGGUAACCCGUGGGAGUGGGCCGGUGCGUCCAAUGGAGGCGACCAACGCGACACCUACGACCUCAACAGCCAUCACAGAGGGGACUCAGCGGCCCACGGUAGCAGCUUCCGUCCACAGAGGUCCGCAUCGCCUCGCUUCAUUGGUGAGGCUGACCUAGCCCAACACUCGAUCCACACUCAGAUGGAGAUCUCUGCAGAAGCACAGCGGAGGGAAAUGGCCAUGAGACGCAAGACGGCCCUAGUCCUUUUGGAUCGAGAGAUUCGCAAUCAUAACGAACAGGAGAACUAUUACAAAAGCCUUCAAGGACGGCGAUUCAAGGAUUAGUCUCUUACCCUUUUGAAACAAACGCCUUAUUUGAAACUGGUCCGUAAAGCACAGCAGAAGCAGUGAAGUCCAAAUGCUCCGAAGGGAUCCACCCAGGAAGCUCCAGCCAUACAUACGCUUUGAGGCUCAAUGGCCUUCUCACGCAUCAGAUGUCCUGCUCAGUCCCAGUCAUCUUGAGCGACAGCUGAGGUGAGGGCUGGUUGAUUGUAUAUAUAUAUAUUACCACACGUACUGUAAUUACCUCAGACUCUCUCAUCUGCACAGCAAUCAUGAUGUAUAAAAAGAUUAGAAUAGUAAGCUCCAGUCCAGCCACUGCACCGGCAUUUACGUUGAAGUUGAGCGGCGGGAAAUCAGGAUGGCCUGUUGAUCGCUGUUCCAUUGCAGUCUACAUUUCAAACUCAGGCCAACAAAGCGCCAUGCUAACGUAGACAAAUUGCUCUUUUGGUGGCCCAAGCUGCCUUUGCUCUGUGUCGCUAACCUUUGCUCUUUACAAGCGCAAGCAUGGGAUUGACUCUAAAUGUUGUUUCAAUGCCAGAGGAAGAGUUAUUUGCGACUCUAAAUUCUCGCACGUUUUACUGAGGUAUAGCUGAAGGUGGAGGCCAGGGCAACCCUUCCUCCCGUAGCCUCCUUCUCAGAGAAUACUGAGGAGUUUAGGUGAGCUCGCUAGCGUGUCCUGGGCUUUUCCUGCGGACUAGUCGGCCAGGAAAUGGAGCACUUUGUCUUUUGGCUCAGCUCUUUCUUCAGGCCGAUACUGAAUUUCCAUGGCUCUGUUAAUGUGUGUGAACUGGCUACUGUACUUGAGAUUGAUUACUUGGAUCUCAGAUCCAAAACCGUCGUGAGAACCUCUACAAAUUAGUUAUCGGAUACUUUUAUUCCUGAGAUUCAUUAUACAAAAAAAACAGGGAACGAUAAAUCAAUGAGCAUCGCGGUCAUCCAAACUUGUAUGGAGCAACACAACAUUCUCACGGAUGACACUGGAGUCUGGACAACAACCAAUGGAAGGCACUUGAAGACUCCAGUCUGAAACAACGUCUGGAAUUCUGCAUCUGGGGAAGUGACUGGGGAUCCCCCUAGAGGUACCCUGCUGAUACUACACUGACUGUAUAAUACCAGAGUGUGUCAUUGCCUCUCUGUUGUGAUGGCUCGGUUGCUAUGGUGAGUAGCAUGUUUGUUCGUGCGUCUCUGGUGGGGACGUCUGGUGUGGAGUAUUUUCGUUACUGUGUGAAUCGGAUUCUGUGUGUUGAUUCAGGAUGGCCUGAUGUGAAGUUCAGUAAGAUACUUCAGAUGUGACAGUCACUCCCUCAUCAGGUCUGAGGAGGUGAAGCGCCAUGUAGACAAGUCCAUGUCAAACUAGUCCUAUUGCUGCUGGUUGUAAAAGUUGGGAGAUGCAUUUGUUUUAAGUUAUUAUACUCUGUGUUCAGGUGACACAUAUUCAUGUGUUUGGAUGAAAAUCGUUGACAUUGUUGAUGUCUGUUUGCUGUAAAACAUCACGUCCCUUGGCAAAGCUUGGACUCUAUGAUCUUGGUUUAUCACAGCAUGCAUUUUGAGUCCGAGGCCACCUGGCAUAGCGCUUCACACACAGGCUAUGAGCGAACGCAAGUGUCAAAUAUAGACCAGUUCGCAAUGCCAAAACGUGCACACACUUUCUGGUGAUGGAAGCAUCUUCUAGCUCCGCCUACAUAGAUCUGUAAGUGGACGUUUCUACAAACACUUUUCAGUGCUAAAUAUUACAGUGUGGUUGGUUGUCAUAUUCAGAACUGUGGACUUAAGUUCAACUGCUGCAUAUUUGGCCCCUUGCCGACAUGAUUCAUGCAUUCACAGAUGUUACCCACACACUUCUUACGCUCCCGCCAGGUGAAAGAGGAAAGUAACAAAAAAGCUUGAGCACCUGGUUGUUUAAGCAGCAGUGUUGUUGUUUGUUUACAAGCAACCAAAGAAAUCACAGACAGCAAUGCUCUAAACUUUCUGACAGAAAUAACUAUCACCAAUAACAACAGAAUCAAAAGUGGCUCUUGAAGCAAACCACGAAGCAGUUGAGAUCUCAAAUCAAACCACUACACACACGUUUCUAGUGUUGGACUCGCAUUCAUCACUUCUAAUCUCUGAACGCUGAACAACACUACACUUGUUUGCACUUUAAUUAUGCCUCAGCAUACUUUAUUUUAGUUACAGAGAGGUCCACCUUACGCCUGUUGGGGGUGCACAAACACGUGAGAUGAAACUGUUUUUCAGUAAUCAACACUGACAUUAACAUGAUUGUCAAAGUAUGAUAAGCAAUGAAUAGAAUCCAUAUCCGCAAAGGAGAAGUAGGAGGAGCAACCUUUGUUUCACGUGUUGCCAUGGUGAAUGUAAUCUGUGCAGAUCAGAGUUGGACAACCCGCAAGUCCGGUUUUCUCACUGGCCUUGGUUAACAAGGUAAGGGUGAGAGCCACAUAUGGUGCUACAAAUACCAAGUGGCAUCUACAUUAAAGUUGUGAUGAGAACUUCCGAUUCUCAACCAUGCAUCCCAACCACGCUGCUUGGAACAUUGCACAGGAGGAGAAACAGAUGUGUCAACAUGCGAAGUGGAAGGCUGUACACUUGAAAAUAGUAGCUAUUGCUCAUGUCUUGGAAUGACAUACCAAAACACUUGUAGCACAGAGAAGAGUAAAGCAGCUGCUUUAGACUCAAAACGGAACACACAAAACAGGCGCAUACGAGGGCAGAGAGGAUGAUAAUAAUCUCCCAAUACUCCCGUCAUGAGUCGCUCAGACUGUUCACUUAGGUUUAGUUUAGCCUCAGCACUCGCAGCACAACUGACACGACUAGGACAAUAAAGAAAUGCCACAAAAAUCCAAGGAACUGUAUAUUCAGGUCAAGGUCAGUGAGGAUAUCUGGAGUGGAAGUGCACACAAGACUCAGUGUGUGGGUUGGUCUCUGACAGUCCUAAUCGGGGAGUGACUGGAUCAGAAACGUUCACCUGCUGUUGCUGUUGCCGUGUCUGUGUCGUUGCAUGUGUGUCGACCUGAAACAAUGUGUCUUCUCCCACACGCCGGGAUUCAAAAGAGCAGGGGAAGAGAACAGAUCUCACCUGAAUGUGUAAACCAUCAACCAUCCUGAAGCUGUACAUUUUGUCCAUGAAAAUGUAAAAAGAAAUUGUUGCUGCUAUCGAAACGUGUGUUGAUGGAGGACGGUGCUGCAUGCCCCAAUUAAAUCUUCUCGAUCCAGAAGGUAUCUGCUGCCAGUUUUAUUUC
Synchiropus splendidus (mandarinfish) is the source of this 5797-nucleotide messenger RNA. It is a transcript of the gene plppr3b, whose product is annotated as phospholipid phosphatase related 3b. NCBI's taxonomy places the organism in Eukaryota, Metazoa, Chordata, Actinopteri, Syngnathiformes, Callionymidae. The coding region runs from base 330 to 2564 and encodes 744 amino acids. Gene Ontology annotation, biological process: phospholipid metabolic process; signal transduction; phospholipid dephosphorylation. The record is from RefSeq and is a predicted model, not a curated record. Gene Ontology annotation, molecular function: phosphatidate phosphatase activity. The transcript has 8 exons.